AUGUACAUGAUCAACCAGCCCAGCCAAGAUCUGUCAGAGGAUGUCUGGUCACGUCCAAAUUGGCCUCCCCACCUAGAGAAGAUUUUUGUAGAAUCGUUGAUUGAGGAAAUGAAGAACCUUUUGGGUAUAAUUCCCAGUGGCUUUAAAGAUGAAUCAUGGGAUCGUGCACAUCCCAAGAUUAUGCCAUAUCGAAAAUAUGGCUGCCCAACAUACAAUGAUUUAUGCACUAUCUUCACCCGACCAAGGGCCACUGGAGAAUAUGCCUUUGGCGUAGGGGGCUAUCGGUCUCACAACAACAACAUUUUGUGCUCAAGGGAGAAUGUUAAUAUUUCUAACAGGCGGACCAAAAGACAGUUUGCGGAGGCACCAAGUUCAGGUCCCAACAAGAGAAACAAGAUAGGUUGUGGUAACAGAAAAGCAGGUGUGAUUUUGGGGAUUGGAACUGCUUCAGGAUCAAACCAAACUGCAGUGACUCAAAAUAACGAUCCAUAUUCUUAUUGUUGUUGCAUUACUGCUAUAAAUGGGAUGCAAGGGGUUGAUCGGCGCCUUUAUAGUGCUGCUAUGGAUUUGUUCCGAGACCUAACCUGGAGAAAAACUUUUAUGUCAUUGAAAAGUGAGAAACGGUUGUCUUGGCUGAAGGCCAUGCUCUCCAGUGGUGCAUGA
This is a messenger RNA of Ilex paraguariensis (yerba mate), 663 nucleotides long. NCBI's taxonomy places the organism in Eukaryota, Viridiplantae, Streptophyta, Magnoliopsida, Aquifoliales, Aquifoliaceae. The record is from the annotation of a GenBank genome assembly.